Molecule: messenger RNA, 1797 nt
Organism: Sorghum bicolor (sorghum)
Lineage: Eukaryota; Viridiplantae; Streptophyta; Magnoliopsida; Poales; Poaceae
Exons: 5
Coding region: 420-1442 (340 amino acids)
Source: RefSeq, a predicted model, not a curated record
CAAACAAAAGUACUAUAGUAACAAAAUCCAAUUUUUUUUCAUAUCUAAACAAGGCUUUAGCCAUUCCUCAGAUGGCAUCGGACUUUUAAGAUGCCGGGGUCCAGCGGAUUACAGAUUUUGGAACCUUGGCAUCAAAACCAAACGUUUUAUGUGCCUCGUUCGUUUGGGGUGGAUUCUCCAGCCACCGAUUCCUGUGUAAACGAACGGGCCCACUCUGCUCAUCAGCCGACCGGAGCGGGGACAUCUUCGUCCAGCCGCGCUCCUGCCUUCCCAAACCCCAGAACCAAAAUUUGAAAUCCCAAAUCCCCAACUCCUUCUGCUGCUCCCCGUGCUCCCGCGUACCACCAGAUCCCGCACGGCCGCCGAGGCACCCUCCUCCUCCUCCUCAUCCUUGCACGCACGCCCCCUCUGCCCCUCCCAUGCCCGCGGCUUCAGAGGCCGUGGGCGCGCCCAGCGGCGGCGUCGGCGGCGGCGGAGACGUCGAGCAGGAGUACGAGAUCCGCAACGACGAGGGCUUCGUCUACAAGGUCGCCAGGGGGGUCCACCUCGACUCCGCGCCCUCCUCCUCCACCCAGCUGGCGGCGGGCCGCGACCCCAAGGCUGUCGGCCUGCGCCGCCGCCGCCGCGCGCUCCUCCGCCUCCGCGACAAGCGCCUCCGCGACCUCGCCCGCUGGGAGGCCCUCGCCUCCGAACUCAUCGCCCCGCUCCCCGCUCCCCAGCCACCGGCUCCUUCCCUUCCCUCCUCGUCCCAGCCCGACGCUGCUGCUGCCGCCGCCGCCGCCUCCUCGUCCUCCAUCCUCGACGACCUCCUCGCACAGGUCGACACGCAGGCAGAGUUCCUGAAGAAGGCUCGGCAAUGGUGCGAUGAGGUCAACGCGCUUUGCGAUGAUCCUGAGCCAGCCAUCUUUGAUUCAUGUGUUCCGCCGUUGUGGGGCGCCAACCCAAAGGAGCUGAUGGAGGGGCUGUGCAGUCCAGAAGAAAAGACUGCCUACAGUAUGUGGUGCGGCAACCCAAAGGAGCUGAUAGAGGGGCUGUGCAGUCCAGGAGAAAAGACUGCCUACGGUAAGAAUGGGCGCCAAGAAGCUUCAAGAGAGUCUAAAAUGAAAAAAGUUAGUAUCAAAAAACAGAAAAUGGCUCGUGACCUUCCUCCCAUUCUCACUGAGAGCAGGAAGAAGAAAAGAGUAAUUAAUCUUUCAUGCUCCAAUAACGUUGCACCACAAGGCUCUGUUGAACCAAAGAGGAAGAAGGCAUAUAGGAGUAAAUCUACCGCCCCAGGUACUCCAGGAUCAGCCACGAGAAGGAAGGCAGAGUCGACUCCAGGAUCAGCGACGAGAAGGAAGGUAGAGUCGACUCCAGCAAGAGCUCCAGACAUAGUUUGUAGCCCGGGGCCACUAACCAGGAGAAGGGCAGCAGCAAAAAAUGAAUCACCAGCAGGUUCAUAAUCAGAGGCUCUUAUUUAAAAAGCCAAAAUGUCUUAUAAUUUGGAUUGGAGGGAGUAGGAAAGAGUAUGUGUUUGUACACUAGUGUUGUGCGCUGCUGAUGUACCUGGACAGUCCAAACCAACCUAUAAUUUGGAAUUGAGGGAGUAGCUUAGGGUGUGUUUGGUUGGGGGUGUUAAAGUGUAAUAGGAGUUAAAGUCUACCAUAGAGAACCAAACGGUCACCAGUUUAGCCAUUAACUGUCACCUUGUGUAUUUGAGAAGUUCCAGCCGCAGAUGGUAUUUUUUAGUGUGCAAUCUGAGUAUCGCUGUAUUGGUAGUGAAGUUGUUCACAUAAGUGCAUGACUGCUCCUUGGAAA